CUUGUAAUUUUCUACUUGCUUCCCACUCCCAUCGUGUCCAUACAUAAUUCAACAGCAGGAGGAUGUCCGAUCAUACGGCCGCCUAGGGAGGGAGGGAUUCGCUACAGAGGCCUUACUCAGGAACAGAUCCGCAGUGUUCAGAUCUUGCCGGUGGACUAUGAGAUUGAGUACAUCUGUCGUGGGAAUAGAGUGACUGUAGGGCCAAAGGUCAGGAAAUGUCUUCUCAACAACACAUGGACAGACAUCAGCCAACAGACUCGAUGCCUGCUGCUGUGUUCCCGCGUGUGGAUGUCUCUGGAGAACGGGAGGGUGCAGGCACAGACCCCUGGCCUCCCAGUGGAGGGGACUACGCUCCAUUACAGCUGUAACGCUGGCUUUCUAUUGGAGGGCAGAAACAGCUCUCACUGUACCAAACUGGGCAAAUGGGACUCCCCUAAACCUGUGUGUCUGUUUGAUAGAAAUUACACAGGAAAGAAGAAACUGUACAUAGGCGCCUUAUUCCCGAUGAGCGGCGGCUGGCCGGGCGGACAAGCAUGUCUCCCGUCUGCUCAAAUGGCCCUUGACUUGGUGAAUAACAGAAGCGACAUUUUACCAGACUACGAACUGGAGCUUAUACAUUACGAUAGUAUGUGUGAUCCUGGUGAGGCCACUAAGCUGUUGUAUGACCUUCUCUACACUGAGCCCAUAAAGAUUGUCCUAAUGCCUGGCUGCAGCUCCGUGUCCACGCUGGUCGCUGAGGCAGCACGCAUGUGGAACCUGGUCGUGCUGUCAUAUGGCUCCAGCUCUCCUGCCCUGUCGAACCGACAGCGUUUUCCCACGUUCUUCCGCACACAUCCCUCAGCAACCUUGCAUAACCCCACUCGUGUGCAGCUCUUCCGAAAGUGGAAGUGGACCAAGAUCGCCACCAUCCAGCAGACUACAGAAGUCUUCACCUCGACUCUGGACGAUCUGGAACAGAGGGUGAAGGAGGCUGGAAUAGAGAUCAGCGUGAGGCAGAGUUUUCUCACCGAUCCCGCUGUGGCUGUCAAGAACCUGAAGCGGCAAGAUGCCAGGAUUAUCGUGGGCCUCUUUUACGAGACAGAAGCCCGGAAAGUCUUCUGUGAGGUUUUCAAGGAAAAACUGUAUGGGAAGAAGUAUGUGUGGUUUUUGAUUGGCUGGUAUGCCGACAACUGGUUCAAGAUCCAAGACCCGGCAAUCAACUGUACUGUGGCCAAUAUGACAGAGGCUGUGGAGGGGCAUGUUACCACGGAGAUAGUCAUGCUCAACCCGGAAACUGUCCGUGGAGCGUCCAACCUUACCUCACAGGAGUUUCUGGAGCUUCUGAAGUUGCGUCUGGGUGGGAAACCAGAUGAAACGGGGGGCUUCCAGGAGGCCCCCCUGGCCUAUGAUGCUGUGUGGGCCCUAGCUUUGGCCCUCAACAAGACGGUGGAGCGUCUUAGGGACAAGGGCCAGAGGCUAGAGGACUUCAACUACAACAACCAUGACAUCACAGCUGAGAUCUACAGGGCCCUGAACACCAGUUCCUUUGAGGGGGUUUCGGGUCAUGUGGUGUUUGAUGCCCAGGGUUCCAGGAUGGCCUUGACACUAAUUGAGCAGUUGCAAGGCGGAACCUAUAAGAAGAUUGGCUACUAUGACAGCUCAAAAGGCAAUCUCACCUGGUUUGGAAAUGACAAGUGGAUAGGUUCAGAGCCUCCACCUGAUCAGACAGUGGUGAUUGAAGAGUUCCGCUACCUCUCCCAGAAGCUCUUUGUGUCUGUGUCCAUCUCUGCUGGCUUGGGGAUCUUACUGGGCAUCGUGUGCCUCACGUUUAACAUCUACAACAGCAAUGUCAGGUAUAUUCAAAACUCACAGCCCUACCUGAACAACAUGACUGUAGUGGGCUGCAUGCUGGCCCUGGCCGCAGUAUUUCCUCUGGGAAUCGACAGCCAGCACAUUCACAGGUCCCAGUUUCCAGUUGUGUGCCAGUUCCGCCUGUGGCUGCUCGGCCUGGGAUUUAGCCUGGCCUACGGGAGCAUGUUCACAAAGAUCUGGUGGGUUCACACAGUCUUCACGAAGAAAGACGAGAAGAAGGAAAAGAGGAAGCAUCUGGAGCCCUGGAAACUCUAUGCUACUGUUGGAGUGUUACUGGCCAUAGACGUCUUGUCCCUGCUUACGUGGCAGAUUGUGGAUCCUUUACACAUAACUGUUGAGAAGUUCACCAGAGAAGUCCCUAAAGGAGACCUUGACGUUCUGAUUCAGCCCCUACUGGAACACUGCAGCUCAGAGAAGAUGAACACUUGGCUUGGUGUGGUCUAUGGCUAUAAAGGCCUGCUGCUGUUGCUGGGGAUUUUUCUGGCGUAUGAGACCAAGUCCAUUUCCACAGAGAAGAUUAAUGACCACCGUGCCGUCGGGAUGGCUAUCUACAACGUAGCUGUUCUCUGUAUGAUCACUGCUCCCGUGACCAUGAUCCUCUCCUCUCAGCAGGACGCCUCCUUCGCGUUUGCCUCUCUGGCCAUAGUCUUCUCUGUCUAUAUCACCCUGGUGGUUCUCUUUGUGCCUAAGAUGCGCAGGUUGAUCAUGCGUGGAGAGUGGCAGUCAGAUCAGCAGGACACUCUGAAGACUGGUUCAUCCAUUAAUAACAACGAUGAGGAGAAAUCCCGGCAGCUGGAGCACGAGAACAGAGAGCUCCAGAGCAUAAUCCAGGAGAAAGAAGAGAGGGUGACAGAGCUGCGCAAACAGCUCGCUGAACGCAGAGCUCUGCGUGCACGCAGGCGCCCAUCCGUGCAGAACCAGAACCAGAACCAGAACCAGAACCACAGCAGCGUUCUCCCUCCCCCCUCAACCCAACCAGAGCCCAAAGCCUUAGCCCAGCCCCCAGGCUACCUGGUGGCCACAUCUGAUAAGGGUUCUCUCCCUCCAGCCUUCUCCAACUCCUCAAACCUCUACCAGGCCGACAACAGGUCAAACCGCAACCAUUGCCAAAACAGUCAACUACCACUGCUGUAUAAAUGA
Messenger RNA from Chanos chanos (milkfish), 2991 nucleotides. RefSeq names its product gamma-aminobutyric acid (GABA) B receptor, 1a (gene gabbr1a). NCBI's taxonomy places the organism in Eukaryota, Metazoa, Chordata, Actinopteri, Gonorynchiformes, Chanidae. The coding region runs from base 289 to 2991 and encodes 900 amino acids. The transcript is spliced from 23 exons. The record is from RefSeq and is a predicted model, not a curated record. Gene Ontology annotation, molecular function: G protein-coupled GABA receptor activity. Gene Ontology annotation, cellular component: membrane; G protein-coupled receptor heterodimeric complex. Gene Ontology annotation, biological process: G protein-coupled receptor signaling pathway; gamma-aminobutyric acid signaling pathway.